AUAAUGCUUUUCAGGAUUCCCUUGAGAAACAAAGUGAAUCUGCUAAACGUGAAUUUAUGGACCGAGUUGAAAAAACUAUCCUGGCUUUUUCAGAACAGGGAUUAAAUUCUUGUCUUUACUAUGAGAAUAAGAAUUUUGCUAAAAACGUUUCACUUGUUCCGACAUCCGCUAUUACUGGAGAGGUUUUGGAAGUUAAAGUGAUUGAAGGCCUUGGUACGACCAUCGAUGUCGUUCUUUCCAAUGGCGUUUUAAACGAGGGCGAUAAAAUUGUUCUUUGUGGUCUUAAUGGGCCUAUCGUUACAACCAUUCGUGCAUUGCUAACACCACAGCCAUUGAGAGAACUUCGUAUUAAGUCUGCAUAUGUUCAUCAUAAAAGUGUGAAAGCUGCACUUGGUGUUAAAAUCUCAGCGCAAGACCUUGAGAAGGCGAUCGCAGGUUCUCGACUUAUGGUUUGUGGGCCUGACGAUGAUGAAGACGAACUCAAGGAAGAAAUAAUGUCAGAUCUAACGAGUUUGUUGAACUCUGUUGAUAAGUCAGGCAGAGGAGUAUGUGUGCAGGCAUCCACAUUGGGUUCUCUAGAAGCACUUUUGGAAUUCUUGAGAGUAUCAAAGAUCCCAGUCUACUAUGCUAGAAAAAGCCAGGGAGUAAGUAUUGAAGAAAUUGAAAAAGAAGCACAAGAUUUGGCAAAAGAACUGGGAAUCAAAAUUUUUGAAGCAGAUAUUAUUUAUCAUUUGUUUGAUCAAUUUACAGCGUACAACAAGGCUGUUUUUCCUUGUGUUCUUAAAAUUGUACCUGGAGCCAUCUUUAAUAAAAGAGACCCUAUAAUCCUAGGUGUUGAUGUUGUUGAAGGUGUUUUAAGAACCGGGACUCCCAUAUGUGUUGUAAAAACAGACCCCGAAACUAAG
Molecule: messenger RNA, 905 nt
Organism: Racocetra fulgida
Lineage: Eukaryota; Fungi; Glomeromycota; Glomeromycetes; Diversisporales; Gigasporaceae
Source: the annotation of a GenBank genome assembly